UAGGGACCGGGAAGGCGGGAGCCGGGGCCGGAGGCGGGGCCGCAGGCCCCGGGCGCUGAGUGCCGCGCGCUUCAGCGGGCCCUCGGGGCUGUGCGAUCUGAGUACGACGCCGUGCGGUGUCUCCCGGCGGCUCCCGGGGACCGUGACGGAGAUGCCUACAUAGAAGAGCGACAGCAGCGGGACUCAAUGUUGCAGUGCUGAACUGGUCCCUCAGGUACCCCGGCUCUGGCAAUUGCUAUGGGAGAUUGGAUGACCAUUACAGAUCCAGGUCUGUCUUCAGAAAGCAAAAAUCUCUCUCAAUAUACCUCAGAAACAAAGAUGUCUCCAUCAAGUUUAUACUCACAGCAAGUGCUAUGUUCUUCAAUACCUUUGUCAAAAAAUGUGCACAGUUUUUUCAGUGCCUUCUGCACAGAAGAGAAUAUUGAACAAAGUAUUUCAUAUCUUGAUCAGGAAUUGACUACUUUUGGUUUCCCUUCAUUAUAUGAAGAAUCCAAAGGUAAAGAGACAAAGAGAGAAUUAAAUAUAGUUGCUGUUUUAAAUUGUAUGAAUGAGCUACUUAUACUUCAGCGGAAGAACCUUCUGGCUCAGGAAAAUGUGGAAACACAAAAUCUGAAGCUGGGAAGUGACAUGGACCAUCUUCAGAACUGCUAUGCAAAACUUAAGGAACAACUGGAAACCUCCAGGAGAGAAAUGAUUGGGCUGCAGGAAAGAGACAGACAGUUACAGUGCAAGAACAGGAAUUUGCAUCAGUUGCUGAAAAAUGAGAAAGAUGAGGUACAGAAAUUACAAAAUAUUAUUGCAAGUCGAGCUACUCAAUAUAAUCAUGACAUGAAGAGGAAAGAACGUGAAUAUAAUAAACUAAAGGAACGUCUACAUCAACUUGUUAUGAACAAGAAGGAUAAAAAAAUAGCUAUGGAAGUUUUAAAUUAUGUGGGGAGAGCUGAUGGAAAAAGAGGCUCUUGGAGGACUGGUAAAAGUGAAGCAAGGAAUGAAGAUGAAAUGUAUAAAAUUCUCUUGAAUGAUUAUGAAUAUCGUCAGAAACAAAUCUUAAUGGAAAAUGCUGAACUUAAGAAGGUUCUUCAGCAAAUGAAAAAGGAAAUGAUUUCUCUUCUUUCUCCCCAAAAGCAGAAACCUAGAGAAAGGGCUGAUGAUAGCACAGGAACUGUUAUCUCUGAUGUUGAAGAAGAUCCUGGGGAACUGAGUAGGGAGAGUAUGUGGGACCUUUCCUGUGAAACCGUGAGAGAGCAGCUUACAAACAGCAUCAGAAAACAGUGGAGAAUUUUGAAAAGUCACGUAGAAAAACUUGAUAACCAAGUCUCGAAGGUGCACCUAGAAGGUUUCAAUGAUGAAGAUGUAAUCUCACGACAAGACCAUGAGGAAGAAACUGAGAAACUUGAGUUAGAAAUCCAGCAGUGUAAGGAAAUGAUUAAAACUCAACAACAACUUUUACAGCAGCAGCUUGCUACUACGUGUGACGAUGAUACCACUUCACUGCUCCGAGAUUGUUAUUUGCUGGAAGAAAAGGAGCGCCUCAAAGAAGAAUGGUCCCUAUUUAAAGAGCAGAAAAAGAAUUUUGAGAAGGAAAGACGAAGCUUUACAGAAGCCGCCAUUCGCCUAGGAUUGGAGAGAAAGGCAUUUGAAGAAGAAAGAGCUAGUUGGUUAAAGCAACAGUUCUUAAAUAUGACUACCUUUGACCACCAGAAUUCAGAAAAUGUGAGACUUUUCAGUGCCUUCUCAGGAAGUUCUGACCAGGACAAUCUUACAGCGCACUCACGGCCACGACAGAAGCCUCAUGGUGUGUCUAACGGGGCUCCAGUUUGUUCCUCUAAAUUUACCAAAUCUCUUCCUGCUUCUCCGUCGACGUCCGACUUCUGCCACACACGGCCCUGUGUGUCGGAGCACAGUAGUUCAAUCAAUGUGCUGAAUGUAACUCCUGAAGAGGCCAAACCAAAUCGGGCUGGAAGAGAGUGUGCAAGUCAGAAGUGGAGCGUGGCCUCCAGGCCUGGAUCGCAGGACGGCUGCUGCAGUGGGUGCUCCUUGACCUACACAAAUUCUCACGUAGAGAAAGAUGACUUACCUUAGGCACACGGACUGGAAUUUUUUCCAUUAACGUGUCCAUCAAAUUUCACAUCUCAAUUGAAACAGGGUGUGUCAUAAAGUCAAUCAUCUCUAAUGAUUUAAGAUUGUCUGAGUUGUUUGUUUGGACUUCCUGUUCCUCCCCCAAAGAACUAAAAUGUUGACUCUAUUUAAAAGGAUAUAAAGGUUUGGAUAUGUAUUUUUAGUAACAGAAGCAUCUGGUUCUGUGAAUAAAGGAAUGUAUAGAGGUUUGGAUGGAGACAGAAGUACUAGGGUGGGUUUCCUCUGUAGGUAUUAAAAUAGCACCUUUAGGAAACCGAUGGUUGUAAAUGUUUUAAUUUUGUCCCAUAUCUAGUUGGCAUUGAGAAUUUAGCCUUUACUUGAAUGUAUACUGUAGAUUUUUAACAAAGCAAGUUCUAUAUUUAUUAUGUUUAGUGUGAUUUGAAAUUUGCUCUUUUAUGGUUUAAAUAAAGUGAAAUUUAUGUAUGUUUUGUACAUAGAUAUACAUGAUUAUGUUAAGAAGCUUUAAGAUAUAAAAAUUUUACACAUCCAUAAUUAUAGUAUUUCAUGCCAAUAAAAUUUUUAUUAGUGGUAUUGUUUACAGGUGUAUUAGAGCCAUUGCCACAUUAUAUUUUAAGAGUUUUUUGAACCCAUUUGAGCAAUAAAUACUCAAGCUAUUCCAUGAAGCCAAGUUCUCUAGAUAAUUGACAUCCCUAGCAUACAUUUUUGAGAUUCUACAAUGUUAGAUUUUUUUAUAUAUGUAGGAUAUUAUAAUUUUUCAAAGGAGUAUUGAUUAUGGGGUAAUAGAGGUAAGACAACAAAAGUAUCUUCAAAUAAAGCAAUUUAAGAAUUUGGCUUAAGGUAUUCGGAUAACAGAAAAUAUUAAGAUAUUUAAGAUGUUUGGAUGGUGAUAUUUUCUUUACCAGAUGGGUACCCAUACCGUAACAGCUGUACCAGCUAAGGCUUUGUAUAGUUGUCAGUCAUUUUUAAAUAAGUUUUCAGUGAGGUGUUUGCCACUAAUGUUAAGAAAAUCAGACAGUGUAAAAGCACUGGAUUUCACAAUCCAGAUUCACUCUGGACAAACUGGUGUCAUGUCAUUUUCAGAACUGGUUGCAUGUUUCUUCAUGUAUGUUAUUAUGGAUAGUAAUAAUAAUAUGUGCAGACACAGGCUCUUUCCCGAAUUUUCAUCAAAAAGUUUUAAGCGCCCAGCCUUUGCGGUCUCUCUGCACAGAAGCCUGCACAGACCCUUCCUCGCUGGCUGUCGUAGUUUAGUCCCAGUGGCUGCCAGCUCAGCGGUGGCUGUUCCAUUUAAAUUGGUCAUGUUUUUAAAAAGUGUUUUUGUCACUCAUUCACUAUAUGUAGUAUAAUUCUUUGGAAUUGUGUAGCAGCAACCAUUUUUUCUGGGUUAAUAGGAUAUUACUGAGUAUCGUACAAGGUUAAUGUAACUACUCAUGAGAAAGUAACCACAUUUAUAGUCUCAAAAAAUCUAGCUUUUGAACAAGAGUAUAUUUGGCACUCACUACCUUCUGCUGGAUGCAUGGUCAUUUCUUCACCAUUUAAAAUAAUAGAAAAUGAUGCAGUUUCAGAGAUGGUUCUAUAUUCCAAAGGAAAACAGCUGGGAUAUCAUUCUUUUGCUAUUGAGCAAUAAUGUGAUCAAAGAAGAACAAUCUGGAAUUUUUAGUCAGUGAUACAUUUGUCAAGAAUUCUUUUCCCUAGGAGUUUCUGUGGUGUAUUUUGCCAGAAAUGGGCAUUAAAAUUUUACAGUAAAUCUCUUUAGGAAAUACUGUAUUCCAUGCCAUUGGAUUUCUACAAAGGAGUAUCUGUUUUUUAUUGUGUUAACAUUUCAAAAUCGGUUGAAUUCUCAUAUUGGAAAGAAAAUUCCUUGAGAAACAGUAAAAUCAAAGCCAGGCUCAUUGUCCUUUGAUAAAAGUUGGUACAGGCCUGUUGGAAGCUGUCUGUUUCACCCAACGGUACUGGCUGUGCUGUGCUGUGCUGUGCUUCCUGCCCCAGAGGGGUUCCCAGUUGUGCCCACUUCCCAGGGUGUGGGAAAACUCCUGGCUUCACAUGUAAAACUCCUAGGAUUUUGGUUUCCUUCCUUCUCUGCGUAUUUGUAACGUUCUAAAGACACAGCUGCACGGCAGCCUGACGUUUCGCCUGAUUAGAUGAUGGUACCGCAGAGUACUUCAGCCUGAAAAUCCUGAUAAUCCUGUUUCCUUGUUUAUCAAUCGAUGUGUAAUUCGGAAGCCUUUUGUACCUGAAGUUUGUUUUUACAUGGCAUAUUCCAUUUUGAAUUUUCAGAACAUAAAAGUGACAAAAUUU
This is a messenger RNA of Phyllostomus discolor (pale spear-nosed bat), 4395 nucleotides long. RefSeq names its product SSX family member 2 interacting protein (gene SSX2IP). The transcript has 14 exons. NCBI's taxonomy places the organism in Eukaryota, Metazoa, Chordata, Mammalia, Chiroptera, Phyllostomidae. Bases 238 to 2082 code for a protein of 614 amino acids. The record is from RefSeq and is a predicted model, not a curated record.